Penaeus monodon (black tiger shrimp) is the source of this 1968-nucleotide messenger RNA. RefSeq names its product protein jim lovell-like. The record is from RefSeq and is a predicted model, not a curated record. Gene Ontology annotation, molecular function: protein binding. Gene Ontology annotation, biological process: regulation of transcription by RNA polymerase II. NCBI's taxonomy places the organism in Eukaryota, Metazoa, Arthropoda, Malacostraca, Decapoda, Penaeidae. Gene Ontology annotation, cellular component: nucleus.
AUGUAUACUGUCUGCACAGUGAUUAAAGUUGCUCCUCACAAUUCUACAAUGCCUCAAGUAACAAGCAUCCUCCACAUAUAUUCUAACAGAACAGAGCAUGUAUCAUCAAUCUAUAUCCACAUUGUCAUUGUAUAUCCUGUACCAAAAUCAAUAAGGCAAUCAUGUACAGAUGCCUUCACAAUACAGAACCCCUCAAAUAGCCCUAAUUUACCAACUCAGAAACUGAAGGUAGUAAGAUCCAGGAUGGCAGAGGGAAUGCUAUCACUCUCUUGGAACAACCAUAGUUCUACUUUUUGCCACAUGUUAUCCUCUUACGAGAAAGGUGAGACAAGUUUUUUUAGUUUCUCAAGUGUUUUAGAAUUUGAAGUUUUUACCAUACUUGUUCUCAGAGCAGAGAACAGGCAAGAAAGAUAUACAGAUGUUACUGUGACCUGUGAAGGGAAAUUCUACCCAGUACAUAAACUUGUUCUUUCAACAUGUAGUGACUAUUUCCUGAAAAUGUUUGAACGAACACCUUGCAAACACCCAAUUAUUGUGCUUAAAGAUAUUCAUUGUAAAGAAAUAGAAGCUCUCCUCAGUUAUAUGUAUGAUGGAGUUGUGAGUGUGGCACAGAAUGAUUUGUCACAGCUUAUAAAAGCAGCAGAGCUAUUACAAAUAAAAGGCUUAGCAGUACCUGAUGAACCUCCCUCAUCAGCCAGAAAAGCUCAGAAUGCAAGAAAUUCAACAGAUGGUAGAAUAAGCCCAAAUCCCAAACGCCACAAACGAGAUCAAGGGGAGAUGCAAAAUAUAUUUCAAUCCUCACCAAUAUCACCUUUCCAUCAAGAAAAAGACCAGACACAAGAUGCUUCACUGUCACCAAGACUUCCAAAUAAGUCACAGCAAGCUGGAGAUAAAGAUAAAACCAUGGCAAGUGAAGGACAAGAAUAUCAAGGAUGCCAAAGACAAGAACAGGCUGAGGAUGCAUAUCACAACCAAGAAAGAAACCUGCAUGAUAAUGAAGGGGUGGAGCAACACCACAUUAUAAAAGAUUCUCCUUCAGAUGCUGAGAUCAUGGUUGAUGAGACUUCAAUUAAAGAAGAAAUUUUGGAUAAUAGUAAUGAGGGUAAUAUCCCAGACCCAGCCCUUGACUACACUAGUUUAGGUCCAGAUUUAGGGCCAGAUAGUGGAGGAGGCAUGGAGGAUAAUAUGAAUCUGGAUUUAGCAGCAUCUUUUGACCACUCAGAUGGACACCCCUAUGAUUCUGAAGCAGGACCUUCAGGAUUGCAGAGGUGGUCAGUACUUAAUGAGUCUGGGCAAGGGUCAGCACAGGAUUAUUGUGCAGAGAUGAACCAGGAUGUGUCUUUAGCAGGCCAGUAUAGGCCUCUCUCAGUGCCCACGAAUACUGAGGUUCACAUGUUUGUUGAAGAAGAUGCAACUAUACCUGAGAAGAUUUACCAUCCAGUGGAUAUUCUAAAUCGUCGACAUCUCUACAACCAUGAUACCACGAGUGAAAGACUGCCGAAUAGGAGUGGCCACGGGAAGUCUCGGAACUACAGAGGAACGUCACAUAGCAGGUACGAGCGCUACCGGACGAUCUGAAGGCGUGUCAACGCAGAGCCAGCAGCGCUGCCUACAGCCACAGAUGUCCGUUCUGCUCCUACACCUUUCUUACGCCAUCUUUGCUUCAGCGACACAUCCGGACACACACAGGAGAGAAGCCCUUCACCUGCCCCUACUGUCCUUUCCGCUCCGCUAGAAACUGCAACCUCAAGACGCACCUGCUUGUCCACUCUAUGCCAAGAAGAACUGCUUCAAAACCCAUCAAUAAAGCUACGCGGGGUAUAAUGAAGCCAACUGAUAGUACUGUAGCAUGAAUGUUUGCCAAGAUGAAAUUAACAUUGUAGCAAACAUUACUGUUAUGAAACAAAGGAAUUAUCAUGAUAAACAACGUCAUUCAAAUAUAACUAUGGCAAUAAAAGUAAGGCAGUA